UGUGCUGGUAUCGGAGCUACUGGCAAAUGCAAGAACGCAGGGUACCCAAAUCCGAAAAAUUGCAAAGUAUGCAUUUGCCCGCCUGGCUAUGGUGGCGCUUACUGUGCACAGAGAGUGAGUGCUCCAGUUGUUAGAGAAACUUCAGCGGCCAAGGCUUGGAAGUCAAGAAAUAUCACCAUAGGCAAUGCCACGAUAACCACUUCACGUAACGCCCACACGAUCUGCACCGACUGGAUUACGGCACCAGCAGGUAAAACGAUCCAAUUCCGAGUAACAGCCUUGAAAGAUGUUUCAUGUGCUAAUGGCUGCAGGAACAGUGCGAUUGAACCAAGGAUUUUGUUAGACAAGGCAAUGACGAGCCCAAGAAUUUGUUGCCCCGAACAACUGAAUCAGAUUUUGCCAAGCAACCACAAUCCAGCUCCAAUCGUCACAUAUAGUAUUCGCUACAGGUCUACAUAUACUUAUGAGUACAGAUAUGUGUAA
Molecule: messenger RNA, 483 nt
Organism: Ostertagia ostertagi
Lineage: Eukaryota; Metazoa; Nematoda; Chromadorea; Rhabditida; Trichostrongylidae
Source: the annotation of a GenBank genome assembly